UAAUGGAGAGCAAAACCAACAAAUACUUAGCCCUGAUUCUUGUUACAUUCUUGAUCAGUCUAUACUACCAUCCCAUCUCCGCCACACCACAACAUGGCCAUGCCCAUUUCGUGCUGGUUCAUGGGGCCGGUCACGGAGCUUGGUGUUGGUAUAAACUCAUACCAAUAUUGAAAUCUCAAGGACACAACGUAACUGCAGUUGACUUAGCUGCAUCCGGGAUCGAUCUAAGUCGGGCUGAAACUAUCUUGUCGAUCAACGAGUAUAUGAAGCCACUGAUGGACCUAAUGAAUAGUCUAAACGUGGAUGAGAAGGUGAUUCUGGUGGCACAUAGUUUUGGUGGGCUUGCUAUUUCCAAGGCCAUGGAGUUAUUCCAUGAUAAGGUUCAUAUGGCUAUUUUCGUUACUGCCCUAAUGCCUGGCCCAACCUUCAAUUUCACGUUUCUUUCUAAAGGGUUGGUGAGGUGGCAAGCUCCAUUACUAGACAUGAAGUUUAUAUUUGGAGAUGGGCCUAAUAACCCUCCUACUCUUUCCAUUGGAGGUCCACUUUUCCUUUCAUUAAAUAUGUAUGACCUUAGUCCUAGAGAGGUAAAAGUAAAACAUACACAAAAUUUAUCACGUAACUGGAAAUAGUUACUUCAUUUUCAUUUUUCUCUACUUAUAUAUAACCACUUUUGGACCCGCGCCAUGUAUGAUUUAAAGGAUGUUGAAUUGGCGGGUGCAUUGGUUCGGCCACAGCGCUUAUUCAGCAACGAAGAUAUAGACACAAGUCUUGUGCUCACGCCCGAGAGAUACGGAUCGGUAAAUCGGAUCUUUGUAGUGUCCGAGAAAGACAAAACAUUGAUGAAAGAGUUCCAACUCUGGAUGAUCAAGAACAAUCCUCCUAAUCAUGUGGAGCAUAUCCAGGAUUCUGAUCAUAUGGUCAUGAUUUCCAGGCCGUUGGAUCUCGGUGACCGUCUUUUAUCUUUGGCUAAGAAGUUCGCUUGAAAAUAUUUGACAUUUGAUUCAACAUUUUGUUGCGAGUUCUUAUGGUUAUCACUUCUACUAUUCUUGUGUUGCAAAAGCCUUGUGUGAGUAUUUAUAUUUUGUAUGUGAUCA
This is a messenger RNA of Brassica napus (rape), 1094 nucleotides long. Its product is annotated as putative inactive methylesterase 20. The transcript is spliced from 2 exons. Lineage: Eukaryota; Viridiplantae; Streptophyta; Magnoliopsida; Brassicales; Brassicaceae. The record is from RefSeq and is a predicted model, not a curated record. Bases 3 to 629 code for a protein of 208 amino acids. Gene Ontology annotation, molecular function: methyl jasmonate esterase activity; methyl salicylate esterase activity; methyl indole-3-acetate esterase activity. Gene Ontology annotation, biological process: salicylic acid metabolic process; jasmonic acid metabolic process.